Perkinsus marinus ATCC 50983 is the source of this 858-nucleotide messenger RNA. RefSeq lists its product as hypothetical. Lineage: Eukaryota; Perkinsozoa; Perkinsida; Perkinsidae. The record is from RefSeq and is a predicted model, not a curated record. The transcript is spliced from 2 exons. Bases 1 to 858 code for a protein of 285 amino acids.
AUGAUGAGCACAGACGCGACCUAUAAAGUCAACUUCCACGGCUUCCCUGUCCUCACUCUCGCUAUGGUGGACUAUCAUAACCACACAUUCCCUAUAGCGCUUGCUAUUUGUGGAAGCGAGAAGAUUGAUGAUUAUCGGGAACUGUUCUUAUCAAUGGAUAUUGGUGCUGCUAAGAUGGGGCUUCCCCCCCACUCACCAAGUUUCAUCAUGGCAGAUGGAGCGGCGGCAAUAACGGCCGCUGCGGGGGAAGUGUUUCCAGCUUCCGGGAGAGCCAUGUGCUGGUAUCAUAUGAAGAAGAACGUGGAAUCGUUCAUGAGGGGUCUGAAAAUGGAAGAGCGGGAGAAGAAUACUAUCAUGCGCGAUCUCUCUUACGUGCAGCUUGCUACUUCUCAGAAAGCCUUCCUCGAGAUGUUCCGGUUGUUCUCAGCUGUACAUGAACCACGACACCCAGAGCUCUUGAAGUACAUCAGGGAGAGCUGGGUGGAGAAUCCUCCUUACAACACUUGGUGGGAAGGCUUUGCACCCAGACUACCAUCCACUAAUAAUGGUUUGGAGUCGAUGAAUAAUCAGCUGAAAAUAAAAACUCUACGAGAGAAGCUGCCGUUAGGCACAUUUCUCACUUUAGUGCAGAGCCAGGUGGUUCCUGGGUACAGCGAGGCUCUAAAUAGUGCUGACGGUUCCGGGGAUAGGCAGUUUGAAGAUAUCGAUGACCUCGGCGCAUCGAAAUCCCUCUUUGUAUCCGCCGCGAAGUGGGCUGAGAAUGAGGCUAUGCGGAUAGUACAGCUGCCUCAAGGGACAUACAUCUUCGUCCGGUCCCGAGCAUCCGAACUUCGUUUCUAUCGCUGCUCUGCUGAGUAA